Striga hermonthica is the source of this 1479-nucleotide messenger RNA. The record is from the annotation of a GenBank genome assembly. Lineage: Eukaryota; Viridiplantae; Streptophyta; Magnoliopsida; Lamiales; Orobanchaceae.
AUGAAGAAUUCAUUGACCAUCUUCUCCGUUUUGUGCCUCAUGGCCUACGUUACAGAAUGUCUCAGUAGAAGAGCAAACAAUAAUCCUCUUCAUGAAUUUCUGAAGACGAGGAAUUUAAGAAAGCAAUCCGACCAUCCUUUCCUUACAAUGGACGAUUCAAAUGAUUUUGAUUCGUCAUCGGUUUAUGUAGCGUCACAGACGGGUAUGAAAGAAGCCGACAAAAUCAAAGCAUUGCCUGGACAACCGCCCGUAACAUUUAGUCAAUAUUCAGGUCAUGUUACCGUUGACGCUGAAGCCGGACGAGCAUUGUUCUAUUAUUUUGUUGAAGCCGAGAAUCCGACCAGCAAACCUCUAGUCUUGUGGCUAAAUGGAGGUCCCGGGUGCUCGUCAGUGGGGUAUGGAGCAUUCACCGAGCUUGGACCAUUUCGAGUAAACCCGGAUGGAAAAACAUUAUGGCAUAAUAAGAAUUCAUGGAAUAACGUGGCAAAUGUCCUGUUUUUGGACUCCCCAGCUGGUGUUGGAUUUUCGUACUCAAACAGAUCGUCGGAUUAUGUAACGGGCGACAAACAGACAGCUGCAGAUUCUUACACAUUCUUAGUAAACUGGCUCCAGAGGUUUCCAGAAUAUAAAACCCGACCCUUCUACAUAACGGGUGAAAGUUAUGCCGGUCAUUAUGUGCCUCAGCUUGCCGAUCUAAUCCUCAGAUAUAAUAAACUUUCGAAGAACGCCUUAUAUAUUAACCUAAUUAAUAGAAUUGCGAUCGGGAAUGCGUAUAUCGACACUGCAGAUAAUGGAAUUGGAAGCUUGGACUACUUUUGGAGUCAUGCACUUAUAUCUGAAGACACUUACAAAGGCGUAAAAACAAAUUGCAAUUUCUCUUCAGACAAACCUGAUUCAGAUCGUUGUAGAUACUAUAAAGAACAAUGGCAUAAGGAGAGUGGCAAUAUCAACAAUUACGACAUUUAUGCACCAUUAUGCCGCUCGCCCAGACAAUUUUCAUCGCAGAUAUCGAAUUUCGAUCCAUGCACUUAUGAUUACGUCGUCGAAUAUCUAAAUAAUCCCUAUGUGCAGAAGGCUCUCCACGCUAACACCACUCAUAUAUCUGGGCCCUGGGAUUUUUGCAGUGACCAGAUUAAAAAGUGGACUGACGGCCCUGACUCAGUGUUACCACUCGUCAAGAGCUUGAUGACUAGAGGCAUUAGAGUUUGGUUCUAUAGUGGAGAUUUGGAUACGAACGUUCCAUUUACAGCAACAUUGUACUCUUUGGUUAAAAUUAGAUCACCCGUUAAAACCUUAUGGUAUCCAUGGUACGUCAAUGACCAAGAGGUGGGAGGAUAUGCAGUUGGAUAUCAAAAUUUGACGUUUGUAACCGUAAGAGGGUCGGGACAUCAAGUGCCGAGUUACCAGCCCGAACGCGCGCUUGCUUUGUUUACAUCCUUUUUGAAGGAAAAAUUGCCUCCCGCCAAAAAUGGUUCCUAA